CGACGCCGGCGCCGUCACCGUCACCGUCACCGUCACCGUCACCGUCGCUUCGCCGGGAAAAAAUAUAAGAAUACCGAUGAUAAAAAAAGACCAAGCGUGAACUAUCCGGUACGAUAAAGAACUUGAAGGUAAUAAAACUGACCAAUUUUCAGGUAGGAGAAGAAGCUUACUAAACGCUCUAAUGAGCUGAUCCAGUUUUCUUCAAUCGAAAAUUUCUGCUACUAAUAUCAAUGGAAGCAUCGCCAAUUCUGGUCUGUUCAAAGCUACCUUCCUCGUUCGUCGGCGGGAAUGUAUCAAAACAACACACUUUUUCUUACAGACCUUUCCACAAACAGUUGGUGAGCAAGUUAAAUCUUGGAAUACCCAAAUCCCACUUGCGUAGUUCCUUAUCAAUUUCCAUCCGUGAUGUCAAUUCUUCUCCUGUACGGCCAUAUAUUGGUGGGUUUCGAUCGUUGUUACUGCCAGUUCAGUGUUCGGGUCCAUAUUCAAAUGCAACAGAAACAGAUGGUCCAAAAAGGGUAUUUGAAAGCAUAAAGGGGUUAUCUUUGGAGUCAGUGAAGAUGGGUUUUUCCCAAUUGACUCCGUUUAAAGUGUUGAAGUGGGGUUUGUUGUUUUCUGUUGCUAUUGCUGCGUCCAAAUGGACGAUGAAUGUACUUGUGAAUCCAUUCUUUUGGAUGUAUUUUAGUAUGACAUGGUUAUAUUGGCCAUGGUUGGUGGCCAUAAGUCUUGCAAGUUACAGUCUUUAUUGCUUAAACAAGCAUUUACGUGGGGAUGCAAAUGUAUUUGAGCAAUUUGCAGUUGUUACUUCAGCUUUCACUUGGCUUACACUUGUCCCACCAGCACAUUUCAAUGGUUUUCUUGAAGGCUGGCCUGUUGUGUUCUUUUUGGUGUACCAUUAUUUCUUUUUCUUGAAUGUGAGUAUUCGAAAACGUUUGUAUGGUGAUUACAAUCCAAGAGAGCAUGACCCCAGAUGGGAUAUCAGCCUACCCGAUUGGCAGAAGCUGUUGUUUUGUGUUGGAGUUAUGGUUGGUCAUUGGCUUGCAGCGUUUGAAGGCCCAGAGCUGCAUCUUAUCCCUGGUGGAUGGAGCAAUUUGGGUAUUUGGGGUUUGAUUGUGAUGACAUUGUUUAUGCAAUAUCAUUCCACAUUGUAUUUAGCCAAGUACUCAGAGAAGGUGGUUGUGCCUACUGCUGUCGUACAGUUUGGUCCGUACCGGUUUAUUCGCCAUCCUAUUUAUGCUUCAACCAUGCUCUUGUUUGUUACUUAUUGUAUUGCUCUUAGGGCGCCUUUGAGUGCUCUCUUCAUUGCUGUUGUUUGCUCAGUGUACUAUGGGAAUAAAGCUAAGUUAGAGGAAAGUUUGAUGGUAGAGAACUUUGGUGAGAGAUAUAUGGAGUAUGCAAGUAAAGUUAGAUACAAGCUUAUUCCUUAUAUUUAUUAGUGCAAGACGUUGCGAGUUGCAUAAUGUUAGUGUAAUGUGGAGAAGAGAAUGAGAAUAUGAACACCUCAAUUGGCUUUUGUUCUGUUGUUUCAAA
Molecule: messenger RNA, 1530 nt
Organism: Solanum stenotomum
Lineage: Eukaryota; Viridiplantae; Streptophyta; Magnoliopsida; Solanales; Solanaceae
Exons: 1
Coding region: 231-1436 (401 amino acids)
Source: RefSeq, a predicted model, not a curated record